AUGCGGCCGGAGAUCGGCCUGGACAUCGACAAGCUCCAGAUGCUGCUCUCCUUCAAGGCCCAGGGCGCGCGCCUGGUGGAGGCGACGCUGGAGGACCACGCGGCUCUCGUCGCCGCCGUGGCGCAGGGCGACGUGGUGAUCUCGGCCAUGUCCGGGGUGCACUUCCGCAGCCACAACCUCUCACUGCAGCAUAAGCUCGUCGAGGCUAUCAAGGAGGCUGGGAACAUCAAGGUUAUCAUUGAUAUGUUGUAUCACUCUGUCUGGAUUCUUCAUCAUAUAAUCGACAGGCUGCCUGAUUUCUUCAAAAAAAUAUUGGCUUAUCUUAUCAUAUUAGAAUCCAUCAACACUGUGUGCCAGAAAUACUAG
Messenger RNA from Miscanthus lutarioriparius, 366 nucleotides. The record is from the annotation of a GenBank genome assembly. Lineage: Eukaryota; Viridiplantae; Streptophyta; Magnoliopsida; Poales; Poaceae.